AUGGCGCCGGACGCGGAUUGGCCGCAGGCGCUGCGGGAGCUGGUGGGCCGGGCGUUUGGGCAGUGUGCGGAUGCGCAACGUGGUGCGGUGAGUGCGGAGCUGAAGCGGCUCAUUUUUGAGGCGGUGCAGGAUGGGUCGCUGCAUACGCGAGACUGGGCGCGCGUGCGUCUCGCGUCGCUGGGCGAGACGCGGAAGCGCCGUGCGCCGGAUACGCCGACGAAGGCGGGGCGGUAUCGGGAGGAUCCGACGCGUCGAGAGCUGCGGCAGCGGCGUUUUGAGGCGGAGCAGGCGGCGUUUGAGCGGGAGCAGCAGGCGGAUCGGGUGGCGGCCGCGGUGCCUGUGAGGGACGCGGCGCCGGACCCGAAUGUCGUGGACUGGGACGCGUAUACGGUCGUCGGCACGUCGACGAAGCUGGAGAAGCCGUACCUGCGGCUGACGUCGGCGCCGGACCCGAAGACGGUGCGGCCGCUCGCGACGCUGCGCCGGACGCUGGCGUUGCUGACGCAGAAGUGGGCGUCGGAGCGCAACUACGACUAUAUGUGCGAUCAGCUGAAGAGUGUGCGGCAGGACUUGACUGUGCAGCGCAUCACGAACGAGUUUACAGUGCGUGUCUACGAGAUGCAUGCGCGCCUCGCGCUCGACAUGGGCGAUUUGGGCGAGUACAAUCAGUGCCAGUCGCAGCUGCGUGUGCUGUAUGCGUACGACCUGCCUGGGAGCCGCCUCGAGUUUCUUGCGUACCGGAUUCUGUACCUGCUGCACACGCGGCAGCAGCGCGACGUGCAUACUCUGAUGGCCGAGCUGAGUGACGAGGCGCAGGCCGAUGUGGCGGUGCGGCAUGCGCUCGAUGUGCGCGCGGCGAUGCGGUGCGGCAACUACCACCGCUUUUUCGAGCUGUAUGCGCAUGCGCCGAACCGGAAUGCGUGCCUCAUGCGCCACUUUGUCGAUCGCGAGCGCGUGCAGGCGCUGUGGAUUUUGGCGCGGGCGUUUCGGCCCGCGUGUGCGCUCCCCUUCCUGACGUCCGAGCUCGGGUGGUCGACGGAGGAGGAGGCGCGUGCGUUUUUAGCGAAGCAUGGCGUGGCGUGCUUCGUGGGCGCGGCGUGGGAUACCAAGCGGGCGGAGGCGCCGCUGGUCGCGGCCCUCGCGUCGUACCGCCACGUGGACUUGCAGGGCCCUCGAUAG
Malassezia restricta is the source of this 1179-nucleotide messenger RNA. Its product is annotated as SAC3 GANP domain protein. The transcript has a single exon. The record is from RefSeq and is a predicted model, not a curated record. NCBI's taxonomy places the organism in Eukaryota, Fungi, Basidiomycota, Malasseziomycetes, Malasseziales, Malasseziaceae. Gene Ontology annotation, cellular component: nucleus. Bases 1 to 1179 code for a protein of 392 amino acids.